UAUUUGGGUCACCCACCUUAUGGUCUCUUAAUCUACUCAUAGUAGAAUUUUAAAAUAGACCGAUAAUGAGUGUGGUAUUAUAAAUACAAAAUACAAAUACCUACCAAAACCAUGUAAAUAAGUUUAUUAUGAAAACACAUUUAAAAAAAGUGAAAAUUCAUAACGGCAACGAGAUUUAUGACGCCAUGUCGUGAUCAACUUUUAUUUUAAAAAACGUAACCUUUUACAUAUUAGUAUCGCGGAGCGGCGGACGACGAGGAAAGUUUUAGGUGAAAGUUUUUGUUAAUUGAUCAGACAUCUAGAGUUUAUAUUGCAUGCUCGGUGAUUUCGAAAUAAGAAAGGCUGUUUUUGGAUAUAGCAAAUUUUAUUACAUGUUUUUUAUCGAAAGCUUGUCAAUUGUUAUGUAACUAAGUACGUUAACCCACAAUGGAGUAGUAUGGCAGGUAUAAGCCCUAUAUAUACCCCUCUCCUAUAAGAGGGAGACUAUUCACUAAUUUGGUCUUUAUUAACAACUAGUAGACGCCGCGCGGUUUCGCCUGCGUGGUUCCCGUUCCCGCAGCCUACAGACUUCCUCGAUAAAUGGGCUAUCUAACACUGAAAGAAUUUUUCAAAUCGGCCAGUAUAUCCUGAGUUCAAUCAAACAAACAAACUCUUCAGCUUUAUAAUAUUAGUAUGGAUCUAUUAAAAUAAACAUCAAUGCAACUGAGAAAUGUCAUCUUCCUACUGUAUAUCCACGAAGGGUUGUCAGUAAGCACCGGAUGACAUUUGUUACAUAUCUAGCUAUGGCUCUUUAUUAUCUUGGUCGAGGCUCGAUGCUACUAAACCGUUGACCGGAACACCUAUAGAUGCUCGUAGAGACUUGGGUUUGAAUCUCUCUUAUUAUUCAUGGUUUAUUUAAAAUAUUUUUCAUAUCAAGAAUCUCAAUUUCGUAUAGGUAUAUCAACUUACAUACGUCAAAGUUAGUGAAUUAGCCUGCUGUUGUAAUGGGCCGCUUAUAUAUAUAUGAAUAAUGAUGAUGAUGAUACUACGUAAUUAACAUGCUGGUAACAAGGGGAUCGCGUUGAUUUACCUACGAUUGUAUUAAAAUGUAAUCUAAGUAGUCUCACUCUUUUUUGACGUCAAAAAUAUGAAAAACAUUUUAAAUAAAUUCCACUAAUAGAACAUGAAAUACCCGGUUUUCUCAGCAGAAAUGAAUAAUUCUGAAAUUCGGAAAUGGUCAUUUAUAUGAAAAUUGAACAUAAUAUAACAAUAUUCCACCAUCCCUUAAAUUUGAAGUUAGUAGGGGUGAAAAUAUAUUUUAACUUAUACUAUAAGGCAUUUUUGACUUUUAUAGCGUAUUAUACGCAAAACAGAAUAAAUAUAAUAGAAUAAAGAAAUAAAGAUAACAGUACCUACUUACUUACAGAUUACUAAAGAUAAAAAAUCGUUGUACACAGGUAUAAGUCUGCACGAUUUCUAAAAUGACAAAACACAAGUGCUUAUUUACAAUUUCACCAUGAGAAAGAUAGCUGUUAAGCCAUUGAAAGGCUGCGGUUGGCUCAAUAAUGGCAAUUACAGAGAAAUCAUCUCUGUACGUAUUAAGUUUGUUGAUCUGUAAUCGAUAUAAUACAACUUAUUGCUCGCGACUUUACCUGCGGAAAAUUCCAAACACAAUGAAACUCCAUUUCUAGGGUACUUGUAGAUAUUGUACAUAUGCAGGAGGCACGUCAUCUGAUCCUGCAGGCCUACUAUCAACUUUAACCUAGCGAUCCAAUUCCGACGCUAUUCAACUUCAGUGCCUAUACUGAAUCGCUUUCAUUUCGUACCAUGACAUCUCCGAAACUGAAUCGCAUUUGAAUCGUGUAUCGUGAAUGAAUGAUCGAGUUUUGUCUAUGAUCUGCAGUUGGGUCGAAAUGCGCGCGAAAGAGACAACGCUAUAUAAGUCUUGCAUAAGUUUGUCUCUUUCUCUCGAAAACUAUGCGCUGCGUUCCGUACGUAGUAAAUUAUAUCGACGGCAAGAUGUAGCUUGUUUAGUUUUAAGUUAAAUGAGUAAUAAUAGCAGUAAGAAGCGUAAAAAUACAAAAUAUAUCAAUUUUAUUAUAGUAGAGUUUAGUUAAUAGGACUUUUUGUAUAUAAUUAAAAUAUUUUGAGUGAUGUUAUUCGGACAAAAUGUAUGCAACUUAUGAACACAUCUUGUUAAACGUCAUCUUUGUUAACUGACAUUGACAAUUGACAGAUUUUUAGAUCGGAGGCAUCAGAUAUCAGACAGGCGCGAAAUUUGUAUUUGUAAUUAAUUUUAAAAAGUUAGUUAAACAUAUUUUUUAAAUUUAUUUAAAAACAGUGUAUGGUGUAGUGUUUAUAUAGUGAUAGCAAGUAAAUUGAUAUUAUGGCAGAAACAUCGAGACGCCGAGUUAGCUACGGUCAGCUAGAGCAGUUAUGGGAAUUUUUAAAUGCCAACAAAGGUAUAGCUACAGGCUAUAAUAAAACGUCCCAAGCUAGAGAUUUUUCAAAAAGGAUGUGGGAGAAUAUAGCCCAAAAUUUGAAUUCGCAUGGAGAUGGCGCUAUAAAAGAUUGGAAAGGAUGGAGUAAAUACUGGAAUGACUACAAGUCUAAAUUGAAAAAGUUGGCUGUAGCUGCUAGAGCAUCACACCAGCAGACAGGCGGAGGGGCUCCUUUGAAUCGCGCUUUAACUGAAAUAGAGAAUAAGUUUCUCUAUAUCUUAGGAGAAGAUUUUGGCUCUGGCCUGCCAGGAAUAAGGGUAGAGCCAUUGGAAACAUUAAAUGAAACUACAAACUUUAUUAAUUCAGAAGCAACUAAUUCAGUAGUUUCUGAAAGCAUAUUGGACUUGCCGAUGGUGAUAUUGGAAGAAGAGCCUGGACCUGGACCAUCAUCAUCAAGAUUAUCACCUCCUCAACCUGAAACACAUCCUUUACCAACGUCACCUCCAUUACCUACAACUCCCCCCAGGGCUGUAACUCCUAGACCAGUUCCCAUUAGCACUCCUAGACGCUCACCACGUCGCCGCAGACGCCGCGUGACCCCAUUGACGCAAGAUGCGGCUCGGAGAGAGCUUAUUAGGAUAUCCGAUAGAAGGGCAGAAAUAGAAGAAGCCAACAGAGAUACUUUGAUAAAACUUUUAGAAGAAAUAAGAGGAAUAAAAGAAAUGCUUUUGUCAAGGUAUGUCGAGCGUCCCAGAGAUGAAGUAUAAGGUUAUUUCUGCAGUUAACACCGAACUGUAGACCUUGGUUAUUGUUAACAGUGUGUUCAUUGUUAGUUGAACUUAACUGCAUUUGGGCCUCUUGCAGCACAUCUUCGU
Molecule: messenger RNA, 3295 nt
Organism: Bicyclus anynana (squinting bush brown)
Lineage: Eukaryota; Metazoa; Arthropoda; Insecta; Lepidoptera; Nymphalidae
Product: myb-related transcription factor, partner of profilin-like
Exons: 5
Coding region: 2366-3187 (273 amino acids)
Source: RefSeq, a predicted model, not a curated record